GCUCCUUUCCAGAGGGGGGCAGAAUAUGUCCUAUUCCCCGUGAUGAGCAUUACAUGAUGCAGCAGAAGAAGAAGAGUUGAUGCUUUACAGAACUCAGAUUUGCGAUGAGUUUUGAGUGGCCCUGGCAGUAUAAUUUCCCCCCGUUUUUCACACUACAGCCCAAUGUUGACACUCGACAGAAGCAGCUGGCGGCUUGGUGCUCGCUCGCGCUGUCCUACUGUAGACACCGAAAGCUGUACACGCUGGAUGUACUCGAGGCCCAGGAGAGCCCGCUAUUCAACAACAAGAAAAUCGAAAGAAAGCUGUCAGUGGAGGCAAUCCAAGUUAUCUUUGAAGAACUGAGGAAAAAAGGGAACCUAGAAUGGUCGGACAAAAGCAAAAGCCGCUGCCUGAUCAUGUGGCGAUCGCCAGAGGAGUGGGGCAAGCUCAUCUACCAAUGGGUCUCUAAAAACGGCAUGGUGAACUCUGUGUUUACUCUCUACGAGCUUGCAAAUGGCGAUGACACAGAGAGCGAAGAAUUCCACGGGCUGGAGGAGGGGAUGCUCCUGCGUUCGCUGCAAGCGCUUCAAACGGACGGCAAGGCCGAGAUCAUCACCAUGGACGACGGGAAGGGUGUGAAGUUCUUUUGAGGCGCUAAGCGAUGUGAAGCAAGGCGGAGCGCUAAGGGGGGGAAGGCUGGGGGGGUGAGAGGGUGACCUCACCCUGAUAGGAUGGCUUGGAUGGCCCAGUGGCAUCUUGGCCUUUAGAUUUUUGUUUAUGUUUUCUUUGUUUGUUGUUGUUUUGGUGAGGUGGGGGUAAAGGCACGACCCAACACUCUACAGCUACUCCAGAUAAAGACUGUCGGUUCACGCUCCUCCUGACUCAGAAUCAAAACUGUUCAAAAGUUUCAAAUGUCUUAUUUUUGUUCUUCAGGAAUUAAUUUUGUGGUUUGUAUGGCUGAGACACAGGUAUAUGAGGAUGUGCCUGGACAGAAAGUGACAUUAUCUGACCCAGGAAGUGAAAUAUAUCAAUAAUGCGGUUCAGUAUGCACAUCAUGUGCUGAUAUGCAUUUGUUUGCUCAUCAGUUUAGGCAAGAGGAUUUCUCUUGUUUGUCGUUUACCUCUUGAUGAAGAGAAAAGAAGAGAAAAGAAAAAAACCUUGAAUGACCCCCCAUCCCCCGUUGCCUUUUCCGCUGUUUUGUACAUCUGUGCAGCCCUCUCCUCUCCUGCCACUGCUGUAGUUGGACAGACGGGCAACAGCUCACAUACAAUAGUAGCUCUGAUAGCUCCUCUCUGUAUGACUGUACAUCCCAAAGACAGCAACAGCAGACGCAGCACGAGAGCAGGCUGACAUGUAGUUCUGUGGGAGAUCUGGUGAGCUGAAGACACUCAAACGACACACACGCUCUCACUCUUUUUUCCCCCCGUCUUCAUCGCUAUCUCCCUUUCUCAUUCUCUCUCUCUCUCUCUGUCUUAGUCUCGGACUUUCUGGGAAACACACAUACACACACACAUACACACAAAGUAUGCUAGAACCUCCUGGUAGCAUCUUGUACCUCUGUCUAUACCUGUCUUUACCUUUUUUACCCAUGGAAUACUGUACAAAUAAAGAGGCGCUAUCUCUGGUCAUCUUUGUAAAAUCCAA
Messenger RNA from Alosa alosa (allis shad), 1623 nucleotides. RefSeq names its product vacuolar protein sorting 25 homolog (gene vps25). The coding region runs from base 105 to 629 and encodes 174 amino acids. The record is from RefSeq and is a predicted model, not a curated record. Gene Ontology annotation, molecular function: protein homodimerization activity; structural molecule activity. Gene Ontology annotation, biological process: protein transport to vacuole involved in ubiquitin-dependent protein catabolic process via the multivesicular body sorting pathway. The transcript has 6 exons. Gene Ontology annotation, cellular component: ESCRT II complex. Lineage: Eukaryota; Metazoa; Chordata; Actinopteri; Clupeiformes; Clupeidae.